Molecule: messenger RNA, 3254 nt
Organism: Trichobilharzia szidati
Lineage: Eukaryota; Metazoa; Platyhelminthes; Trematoda; Strigeidida; Schistosomatidae
Source: the annotation of a GenBank genome assembly
CUGAGUUACAUUUGACUAUUUUCGUGGUUGUUCGUGAUGCUUUCAUAAAACAGUAUAUAUUUUGUGGAUGUCUCAACAGUGAAAAUGCUUUCACCAUCUUUGCAGCAUUUUAAGCCCAGAAAUUUAUGAUCAUAAAAAGAGUAAAUUCAGAGUCAAAGAAGUUGGUGUGUUCGUGCAAUGACAAUUCUCAAUGCACAAAGAAGUCAAGUACCCACAAUGAUGUGAAAGGAAACAAAAUAGGUCGAUGUUAUGUGAAAUCAGGUGGGAAAUGCUAUGCGGCCAGAGUAAUAGAUAAAGGAUCACUUGGAAAUUUCAUUCGCUUGAAAAUGUUGGAUAGUGCAAAUAGUUUCAAAAACUCAUCUCUCUCGAUGGAAAUAAAACCUGACAUUUUAAAUAAUUUUAUCCGACUCAUAUAUGGGUGCAUCGAUUCGUAUGAAAGAGUGGUACUUGCCUGCAGUAGCUAUCUCACCAAACAUGCAAUUCCACAAUCAAUUGAGUGCUGUGAUUCUGGCAAUAUGUGUAACGCUGCUCUCUUUCCAAAGUUCCACCACUACACUGAGGACCUAGAAGCGGUGGACAGUGCACUGAAACAUAUAAAGAAAACUGGUUUUUGGCAAGAAGGAGAUUUUGUUAGAGAGAAUACCGGUUUCAAGCCAAAUCUCAAUUUGGGUCCAGAUAUGUUAAUAGCUCGUUCAUCUGUCAGAAGUAUACAUAAUAAAAACCUGAUUGAAAGUAAACUGUCUAAAGAAUACUUAAUUCCUGACUCUGGGACUGCAUAUCUCUUUCAUACUGUACCAAUGGUGACAUACAGUUUAGUAUUCUUUAUACUGUCAAUUAUUCUCGCACUUGUUUGUUAUAUUUAUAAGCGUCGUAUGCAGAAGGAGGGAUGUUGUCUUUCUGAGUUUAAUAAAUGCAGUUAUGCGACAAAGCCACCAACCGUGGAAACAAUGUGCAAUGUUAACGCUAAGGACAAACAGCCAUGCAGCAAGAAUUUACAAUUAAUACAUACUACUGUAAAUAAACAUAAGCUAAAUGUAUGUCAUUGUGGUCCAAGUUUAUAUGCCUUCUCAUCUAACCAGGAUCAUGAUGCUGACUGUAACACAACCAAUAAAACAUAUUCCUCUCCAUAUUUAUUAACUCAAAGUAGCUUAAAUACCAUAGCUUCUCAGACAGGCAAUGGACAAAUCACUCUAAACACGUUUCUUGGUGAUGGGCGGAUUUCAGACGUUUGGGACGGUAUAUUCAAAGGUGAAGAAGUUACUGCUAAAGUGUUUCACCCAGGCAACCGUUUGGCGAAUAACGUCUGGUGCCGGACAAUUUCAUUACAUCGUUCAAUUCUGCUUCGACAUAAAUCAAUUCAUGGGUUAAUGUUUGCUGACUGGCUUAUUUAUCCCACCGAAACAUAUCUUUCUACUCUUAGAAAUAGCUGUCCGUAUACAACAUCGGUUGUACCUUCACCAUGUGCUUUGCUUAUCGGUGAAAAAUGCUGUUACGGUACUUUAAAAGAUCUCUUGUCAAACAAUAUUCCGGAUGUAGUUUCUCGUAAACAUCCAAUUGCUUCCGAGAACUGUGAUAUGAUGGCAUGUAUAAAUGACCAGCUUGAUACUACAACAUGUAAUUCUGAAGUUACCCGACUACGUAUACUUAUGGAGAUUGCAAAUAGUCUAGCCCAAGGACUUUGGUUUUUGCACUCAGAAUUUUCUGGUACUCGAGGAAAACCAUCUAUUGCUCAUCGAAAUCUGAAGCCAUCAAACAUAUAUAUUCGUUCUGAUUGGUCAUGUUGUAUUGGUGAUAUUGGAUAUGCUGUUCGAUCACCGCCUCCCUGUCCACUUCCUAUUCCUACAGAUCAUUUGUACAGUGUUUAUGAGCAGUAUGAGAAUUACCUGAUAAAGCAUACAGAUGUCAGUGGUAAUUCAUGUGACUUUACUGCAUCCGAAAAGCUCAGUGAUGAUCCUUUACUUAAUAAAUACUUGACAGGAACCGAGUGUAAUGCAUGCUUUCGUGAGAACUGUAGGUCUUUGGAUCAACCAUACAAUCUUCCAUUUGAAAAUGAAACUUCCAAUUCACUAUUCGAUAGGUUAGAAGUCUUAGACUGGUGGCCUAUAGGUGGACUACAUGCCGGUACACCUCGGUACCUGGCACCAGAGCUGCUAUCCAAAUCAAUCAAUCCAUUCUGCUUAGAGUCUUAUCAAAAAGCUGAUAUAUACGCGUUGGCUUUAAUUCUUUGGGAGGCUGUUAGUUGGGCAUUGCCAAAGUCUAUUUGGCCGGGUGUAGAAUCCUCAGAUGCAUCAAGCUCAUUGAACAAAUCUUCAUCCAGAAGGACUCAGUGUUCAGCUGAGGAUGAUUCAAUGAGUUUAAAUCAUCUUUUAAAUUCAUCACACGAAAGUAAAUCAUCAAAUGGCUUUCCGUAUUCAACAGUAUAUUCACCAGUUUAUCAAGAUGAAUGGUUUCAGCUAUUAAGCAGCAGACCUGAAUACAGCAGCUGUACAACUGGUGAAUCACACUGUUUGUUCAAGUCGAGAGCUUCAAUGGAUGAACAGAUGAAGAAUAAAGAGCCAGAUAUUCAGACAAUGUUCCAAUUAGUGUGUGAACAACAAUUGAGACCUCGCACACCGACACCACUUCCAGUUGAAAUGAUCAACGGAAUGAUUGCGGUACGCAGUAGUUCUCAUCCAAAUAUCUCGUCCUUUUGUGGUACUGUGACGGCAGCACACAUGCAGUUACGUAACACAAACAGUGACCAUAAUAAGAAUAACGACAAUUUGAUUACUGAGGAUAAUGAGAAGUUAACCUCUAGAAUUUACCAAGACUCAUCAUCUUCCGGUGCAUCCUCACUACAGAGUAACAAUCACACAAAUUUAAGCUUCAACUCUAAGUUACUACAUAAAUCAGAUGAAUUAGAAAUCAUCAUAAUAUUACAAAAUUUGAUCGCUAAUCAAUUUGCUCUCCUACUACCAGAAUGUUGGACAACUGAACCAGAUUCACGUUUAUCAGCAUUACGCAUUAGAAAGCGUUUACAACGUAUUUAUGAGUUAAUGAGUAAGUAAUACGGGGGGGGGGCGGAUGAAUUAUUAAAACAAAGUAUGCCAGCAUCUUAAUGAAUUGCAUUUAUUAUAGCAUUUUACUUCAUCAACCUCUUGUAUACAUUGUAUACAAUGUCAGUUUCUCCCUUUUUGUCUGAUCCUCUCUUUCUGUAUGUAGUACAGUCUUCAUGGGUGUCUCCAUUAUAUAUUAAAGACUCUGUUUGUUAAAAA